Messenger RNA from Ruditapes philippinarum (Manila clam), 1829 nucleotides. Its product is annotated as arylsulfatase B-like. The transcript has 2 exons. Lineage: Eukaryota; Metazoa; Mollusca; Bivalvia; Venerida; Veneridae. The record is from RefSeq and is a predicted model, not a curated record. The coding region runs from base 160 to 1695 and encodes 511 amino acids.
GAAAAUCGAUUUUGUUUGUAUAAUUUCCGCGUGAUGAUUUACAAACUUAGUAAUAUGAGACGAAAAUCUUUGUAAUUUGUAGAUCUAAGCUUUGUACUGAUAACUAGACGGUCAUUAUUGGAAUGAAAAAGGAUUUUAUAAACACUACAGAGUAUAGCCAUGGCUCGAAUAUUAAAUGGUACCAUCAUGUUACUUAUGGCAGUUUUGUGUCAGCAGUCCAUCAUCUCAGCUAAACCUAGACAUAUUGUCUUCAUCGUAGCCGAUGAUCUUGGAUGGAAUGACAUUGGCUUCCAUAAUCCUGAUAUAAUUACUCCAAAUAUCGACAAACUUGCGAACAAGGGAGUAAUUCUCAACAGCUCAUACGUCCAGCCGUUGUGUACACCGUCUCGGAACAGCUGGAUGUCCGGUGUGUACCCAUUCAAAGUUGGAAUGCAACGCGGCGUCAUUAUACCAGGCACAAACGAGUGCUCUCCGCUUAGUCUCGAAUUCUUUCCACAAAAACUACAAAAGCUAGGAUAUUCCACGCAUAUGGUUGGUAAAUGGCACCUCGGAUCCUGUAGCUGGAAUUGCACCCCGAUGUACCGUGGGUUCGACUCUUUCCUAGGGUAUUACGAAGGCAUGGAAAAUUAUUACACUAAAGUUAUUGGACUAGGUAUUGAUUUCCAUGAAAACAAAAAGCAGAUUAAUGACACAACUUACUCAGCUUAUUUGUAUGCUGAUAGGGCCAAAAAGAUUAUAAAUGACCACGAUAAAGCAAAACCAUUGUUUUUGUACCUGCCUUUCCAGUCGGUGCACUCCCCUAUUCAAGUACCUGAACGGUUUGAGAAUAUGUAUCCACACAUAAAAACCAAACAGAGACGUCAAUAUAGUGGUAUGGUAUCCGCUUUGGAUGAAGCUAUCGGGAAUAUUACAGAUGUUCUUACUGAAAAUGACAUGCUGGAAGACACCCUUAUUAUAUUCACAGCUGAUAAUGGGGGGCUUCCAUUAGCCUCUGGUAAUAAUUAUCCGCUGCGGGGAGCAAAGACGACGAUAUUUGAAGGUGGAACACGGGCAGUUGCGUUUGUAGUAGGGUCGGGAUUGGAAAAGUCCGGCUACACAUAUAAUGGUCUAAUGCAUGCUGUCGAUUGGCACCCUACUAUUGUUGCUGCUGCAGGUGGAACUGAUAAAAAAAGUGAAACCAAUGAUAUAGAUGGUUUGAACCAGUGGGAAGCCAUUAGUACAGGAGUUGAUUCAAAACGUAAAGAGUUAGUAUAUAACCUUGAUAAUUCCGAACAACCAGAUACGCAAGGGCACGCUGCAAUACGUGUUGGCGACUUUAAGUACAUUCAAGGAUAUCCGGGUCGAUAUAGGGACUGGUACAAGCCCGAUCAGGUUUAUACAGAAACUUCCGAUAAUUUGAAUUGGCAUGGAUACCAUACAGAGCCUGUCAUUGAAUUUGAAAUGGAACAAAGCGGAGGAUUGGGAAGAAAUGACGUUAAAAAUACCCGUAAAUGGGAAGGAGAAGGACUUUACAACAUUAUAGAUGAUCCUACCGAACACAAUGAUCUAAGUGAAUUAUAUCCCGAGUUAGUGAAAGAAAUGGAAGCUAAACUGGACGAGUACAGAAAAAGUUACGUCGAACCAAAAACAUACGCAUACGACCCACGUUCCAACCCGCAAAAUUUCGGCGGAUUCUGGACUCCAGGGUGGUGCUGACAAUAUCUCUGAAACAUUCAAAAUAAAUAAUUAAUGUAAUGAUAAUUAUAGGUUUUUAUUUAAGGAUGAUUGGUCUACAUUAGGCACAUUUUCCAUAAGUAUUUUAAAUAUUGAUAUAAAACAAUAAAACUGUA